Molecule: messenger RNA, 282 nt
Organism: Lodderomyces beijingensis
Lineage: Eukaryota; Fungi; Ascomycota; Pichiomycetes; Serinales; Debaryomycetaceae
Source: the annotation of a GenBank genome assembly
AUGUCUAACCAAGGAGAAAGGAAGAAAGGCUCAAGAAAGAAGAAGGAUCCCGAUGCGCCAAAGAGAUCUCUUUCCGCGUACAUGUUUUUCGCCAAUGAAAACAGAGACAUUGUUCGAGCUGAGAACCCCGGCAUUUCCUUUGGCCAAGUUGGUAAGUUGUUGGGAGAGAAAUGGAAGGCCUUGAGCAGCGAGGACAAGGUUCCCUAUGAAAACAAGGCGGAAGCCGACAAGAAGAGAUAUGAAAAAGAAAAGGCUGAAUAUGCAAAAAAAAACUCAGUUUAG